AUGAACAUCGAACCUACAGCCCACGGCUUCAUCCGAAACGCAAUCAAUGCCCUCCUGAUAGUAGAAGCCUGUCUUCAAGGAGAGUCCUUCCACAUUCCGAGAACACUACGUCCUGAAGAAGCUAGAUCUGCUGUCUACGAUGGUACAAUCUCCGUUUACGAGGUCGAAUCCUCCGGGAUCGACGAAUGGCACGAUCAUCAUCAAUCGUAUCAUGAGUUUCGACUUGGCGAUUUCACUGUUUUCUGUGAAGCACACAUGGGACCAACAUACCAAAUGGGACGCUUGAUCAAACAGAGCAUGGUUCUGCACUGGGACGGUGUUCGACACCAUGUCAUCUCCUAUUUCCAGGUAGGAACUUUGCAAAGAGCUGUUUCUGAAGGCACAGAGGCGCCGUUGGACUUGGACCAAAUUAUAAUACCAGAUGGGCUACUUGAAGAGCAACGCCAUAUUCGCCAUAGUGUGGCGUACAGGCCUUGGCUUGGUUGGAGGGCUGAGCACUGGACUCUCCAGAAUGGAUUAUUCGCGCAGAGACCAGACUCCGAGUCCUGUCGAGAAUGA
Molecule: messenger RNA, 558 nt
Organism: Fusarium redolens
Lineage: Eukaryota; Fungi; Ascomycota; Sordariomycetes; Hypocreales; Nectriaceae
Exons: 1
Coding region: 1-558 (185 amino acids)
Molecular function (GO): DNA binding
Source: RefSeq, a predicted model, not a curated record